Messenger RNA from Morone saxatilis (striped sea-bass), 1348 nucleotides. RefSeq names its product rho guanine nucleotide exchange factor 10-like protein. The coding region runs from base 464 to 1348 and encodes 294 amino acids. The transcript has 7 exons. Gene Ontology annotation, cellular component: cytosol. Gene Ontology annotation, biological process: SREBP signaling pathway; actin cytoskeleton organization; positive regulation of stress fiber assembly. Gene Ontology annotation, molecular function: guanyl-nucleotide exchange factor activity. The record is from RefSeq and is a predicted model, not a curated record. NCBI's taxonomy places the organism in Eukaryota, Metazoa, Chordata, Actinopteri, Moronidae.
AGAAGGGCCUUCAGGUUGCUGGUUACCCACGGUUUGUUGUUUGGGUAGCAUCGGACCUCCUUGGAGGGGAUGGAGUUGUCAAUGCAGAACCUAAUGUACUCAGGGACACAGUAAGGCCAUCAAUGUCCUCCCCAUGUGGCUCAUACAGAGCAUCCCAGUCGGUGGCCUCCAGCGCUCCACGCAGUGUUUCUAUGACCAUUUCCUCAGAUGAUCUGUGAGAACAGCAGGUUCCUCUAACUCCUGGUGGAAUUUGCAAGAACGAAAACAACCAAUAAGAGCCAAGAAAGAUAGUUGAUUACAUACAUUAAAUACAGAUGCUUUGGAACCCUGGGAAUGAGACUCAAUUAACUAUCUUCAAGCCUCCGACCCAAAGUGUCGUUAUAUCUUUCUCGGCUCUGAUUGGUUGUUUUUGUUCAGGUAAUGAAACCAAUGGUUUUAUUGUUUUGUAGGACAGCCUUCUUUUAUGCCAGAAGGCUGUCAGCAGGACACUGCUGAGGCUGAGGUGUCCUCACCAGUCAGUCCACUGACUGAACAUCACACAGCUGGUGUAGACGGACAAACCAACCAGAGUACAGUGACCUGCAGUCCAGACAGUGUGGUCAGAGACCCAGAAGUCAUCUAUGAUGACGUGCCUGCUGAGAACCCACAGCACCCAGUGGUAGAUGUUGAUGACAUCUAUGAAGACAUCCAGAGACCUGAUCACUGUGGCUCCAACGGCUGGAGCUCCAGUGAGUUUGAGAGUUAUGAUGAGCUGUCAGACAUUGAAACUGUUCCUGUAGCCCUCAGCAGCAGCAAGCUGCCUGCUGAUGUGCUCAGCCUGAAGGCGCGUUGUGCUGUCACCAGGAGGGAAUUGGCGGUGCGUCUCAGUUCACCUCAUGUUGCUCACAUCAGACAGAGCUGUGACACCAAGGUUCAGCAGCUGAUGAAAGCAGCAAAGAAUGGUACCAAGGACAGUUUAGAAAAGACAAAGUUAGCCAUGAUUCGCAAAGUGUCUUUCCUGCAGAGAAAAGACUCAGCAGGAGAGGGAAAGGAUGAUGCAGGUUACAUGAAUGUGUCUGUGUGUGAGUUAAGGCACCCUCCACCACAACUCUGCCCCAUGCCAGAGGGGCUCAGCAGUCAGCAGGUUGUCAGACGUCUCAUCCUCAGCUCCAUCGUGCAGAGUGAGAGCAGCUACCUGGACUCUCUCAAGAGAAUCCUCCAGGUGAGUCGCACCUCUCCUCAGAUAACGGCCUUGUUUCUUUGGGAGAAACUCGAUGUGAUGUCUGGGCUGUCCAAGUGCAAGCAAACACAAAAACAUCCUCACUCGGACGAGCAUAUGGACACAGAGCAGAUAUGCUUCACAGCUUGA